Messenger RNA from Synchiropus splendidus (mandarinfish), 3814 nucleotides. It is a transcript of the gene snx1a, whose product is annotated as sorting nexin 1a. Gene Ontology annotation, biological process: early endosome to Golgi transport; intracellular protein transport. The transcript is spliced from 15 exons. NCBI's taxonomy places the organism in Eukaryota, Metazoa, Chordata, Actinopteri, Syngnathiformes, Callionymidae. The record is from RefSeq and is a predicted model, not a curated record. Gene Ontology annotation, cellular component: endosome membrane; endosome. Gene Ontology annotation, molecular function: phosphatidylinositol binding. The coding region runs from base 374 to 2662 and encodes 762 amino acids.
AAGAGGAAAGGGAGGUAGACGACGAGGCAGUACUUCACCUUCGUCUAACUCCGGAUCGUCCCGUGACCCUGUGGAGAGAAGGGGCUCUCGGUCGUCGGAAUUCAUGCCUGCUGCUGUCCUGCUCCUCCGCCCUGCUGUUUAUGACAAGUUCGGUCUCAUGACUGCUAACGGCGCUAAGCUAACCUGCCAAGGAGGUGGACCAGGAAGUAAAAUCGACAGCGCAUCCCCUUUCUCGUUUCAGAGAGUCUGCGAAUUUCUCUUAAGCUAAGAAGUUAACCAGUGUGCUGAAAGUCAUAUGAUCAGUGGAGAAGAACCCUGCUUUGGUGACGUUCCAUCCUAGUUAGUAUAAAAAAAAACAAAAACAAAAUAAAAGAUGGCGUCGAGCUCCGAGCGCAGUCCACCUCCGUUUCCCGACUCCGAGGAUCAAGACCUCCUGGAAGAGGUCGAGGACCGAGCCAGCGAUGAGGACGAAGGAGAAGACAUGUUCAUGAGUGUGAAUGAAGAUCCCCUGACAGAUGUGGACAUUUCUCUCCCAUCUGACAGUCAACCGAGUGACACAUUGACAAGUCCUCCUUCUGAUGACUUGGAUGAUUCUUUAACUGACAUAUUCAGCAGCCAUCCACCAACUAAACCCACCAUGCACCUCCUCAGUGAGCCAGAGGAAUUUGUCGACUUGACCUCUCCAUAUGACUCCAUUGUAGAAAAGGAUGCAGAAGCAGUAAAUGUUACUGGAGAAAACCCCCAAGAGGAACCAUCAGAUGACUCCGCCAAUAUGUUGAGAAGUGAAAGUGAAGAAGCGCAAGGGGGGGUAGAGGGAGAGGACGUUGCUUUGAAUUCAGGAAAAACAAAAGCAAGCAUCACUGCCGUACUAGAGGAAGCCGUACUGAAAGUUACUCCUCCACUUGUUGAUGGUAGCGGGGAUCCUGAAGUCAAUCAGACAAGCAAUAGAAUUAUUGACCCUUUGGUUGACUUGCGUAGUGACCCUAUUCCUGCAGAGGCUGGAAAACCUGGCCUUGACCUGUUUGAAGAUGAUGGGAUUGAUUUGUUCACAGAACCACGUCUAUCGAAACCUGCCAAACAGCAACAGAAAAGCCUCUUCGGGGAAGCUGACGAGGAUCUGUUCGGUGAGCCUUUGGGUGCUACCUCCAAGAAACCUAGUGCCAGGCGAUUAGCAGCUCCCCAAGCGGCUCCUAGUGAUGGGAGCAGAAUCAGUGGACCUCUGCACUCUAAAGAAACUGCUGAUAUAUUCUCAGAAGAAGCUGUUGGAACUGUGCCUAGCAACAGCAAACCCAUCAAUGUAAAGACCAAUGGCAUUCACACUGAAGAAGAGGCAGAGCUGUUCUCUGCAGAAGCCACAGUUGAGCUUUCCCUGGACAGUCCCAGGACUGAGAGGAAGACCACAGAAAUGCCUGCCAAGCCGUCUGGAUCCGGUCCAGCUCCAGCCGUCACAACUGUGAGCCGACCACAGGCCGAUGCCUUGGAGGAACUGGAAGAGGAGGAAGAUGAGCAGACGGAGAAACCUGACAUCUUUGUUUCUGUCACCGACCCGGAAAAAAUAGGUGAUGGGAUGAAUGCGUACAUGGCUUACAGAGUGUCUACAAAGACUUCCCUCUCGAUGUUCCGUAACAAGACGUUGACCGUGAAGCGCCGCUUUAGUGACUUCUUGGGUCUAUACCAGAAGCUUUGUGAAAAACAUUCACCAAAUGGAUACAUUGUCCCUCCUCCACCGGAGAAAAGCCUGUUGGGUAUGACAAAAGUAAAAGUUGGCAAGGAAGAUUCUUCAUCUGCAGACUUCGUUGAGAGAAGAAGAGGAGCUUUGGAGAGAUACCUCCAGAGGGUUGUCAAUCACCCUUCACUCCUACAAGACCCUGAUGUGCGAGAAUUCCUGGAGAGAGACGAGCUGCCCAGAGCAGUGAGCACCCAAGCUCUGAGUGGUGCCGGGUUCUUGAAAAUGCUCAACAAGGCUACGGAUGCUGUCAGUAAGAUGACCAUAAAGAUGAACGAGUCUGAUGUGUGGUUUGAAGAUAAGCUGCAGGAGGUGGAGUCUGCAGACCAACACUUCAGAAAGCUGCACUCACUGGUGGAGACGCUGGUCCUUCACAGAAAAGAGCUUUCUCUUAAUACGGCAAGUUUUGCCAAGAGCACAGCCAUGUUGGGCAGCGCCGAGGACAACACAGCUUUGUCGCGUGCUCUGUCACAACUGGCAGAGGUAGAGGACAAGAUGGAGCAGCUGCACCAGGAGCAGGCCACCAAUGAUACCUUCCGCUUUGCUGAACUCAUCGCAGAUUUCAUCCGAAUGCUAGGAGCAGUGAGGGGCUCCUUUGACCAUCGUAUGAAAUCGUGGCAGCGCUGGCAGGAUGCACAGAGUAUGCUACAGAAGAAGAGGGAGACAGAAGCCAAACUGUUGUGGGCCAACAAGCCUGACAAGCUGCAGCUUGCCAAAGAGGAGAUCUCUGAGUGGGAGGUCAAGGUGCAGCAAUAUGAGCGAGACUUUGAGAGAGUCUCUUCUACAGUCCGCAAGGAAGUGGUCCGCUUUGAGAAAGAAAAGACCAAGAACUUCAAACAACAAGUGCUUCAGUACCUGGAUUCUCUGCUUCAAUCUCAACAGCAGGUGAUCAAGUACUGGGAAGCAUUCUUGCCAGAAGCCAAAGCCAUCGCCUAAAGCUGCAGAGCAGCAUGCUGCCUUUCUUUUUUCGUACACUUUACCUCUUUGCCUUCUUAAAUCAAAGAAAGACCCAGCAUCAAAAAGGGAGAUUGAUCAGCCGCGCUGGUUUAAAUCACUGUCAACGUAUAUAGCCGUGCAUUCUGUUCUAUAUUAAUAAUUGUAUAUUUUCAUUUGAACUUCACAAAAAUAUUUUCUUAUUCAAUUAGAAAUGAAUUUAUAUGACAAACAUAUCGAAUAAAUCUAUUGAUUGGGUUGAAAGUGAAUGCAGUUGGAGAUGAAGACUUUCACUGGUGAGAAUGGAGCAGCUGUUUUUGCUUACAGUCAGUCAGACAUGGGACCUAAAAAGAGACAGUCUCCUUAAACCUGAAGACCUGGAGUUCUUUUAGUGGUUUUCGCUUACAUUCUGGGUGACGGCUGCUGUUAGGGCACAGGAAGUGGCAUAAGGUUUCCCAGCUGUAUUAAAAAGGGCCAUAGGUCAAAGUGUGGGUAUGUUUGUGUGAUUGUUAAAACUGUACGUGCCUUUAAAUCUGAGUCUCUUGUCUACAGGUGGAGCGAAAUAGUUUUCUGCCCUCGGCACAAAUACACUUUUACUUUUUUCUCAGUCCUUUGUCUUCAAUUUACUGUUUCAAUUUUUAUUGGGUCAUUUAGCUGUAAGCAGUAGCCUUUCCAAAAUAGGUAUCUCUGGUGACUGGGGUUCAGUUUUGCCAUGUUUACUGUUUUUUUUUUUUCCUCCUCUGAAUAAUUUCAGUACCUGUUUAUACUUUCAUCUCAUCAAUCACAUACCGAAAUUGAGACCAAAGACCAAAGUCACUCAAUCAACUUGUAAUCAACACAAUUUUUUCAGUUAAUAAUUAUUGCAAAGACAUUAAUGCACUUGUGCACCAUGAGUAAUCUUAAUAAAAACAUUAACAUUGUGAAGUAAAGAUUUGUGACUGUUGUGGGCAAGUACUUUAUUCGUAAAUUACAAUUGACCUUUUAAGAUUUCAGGUAUAUGUUAAUCCACACAGAGAUUAUGGUCCAUGUUGUCUUUGUAUUUCAAGUUUUCUUCUAGUGCAAUGUUACCACAGAAACCGAGACUGUGUGAACUGUCUUUCUAAAAACAAAUCAAUAAAUGUUGAACUGUUUACACUACCUAACGAGCAGUCACUU